Molecule: messenger RNA, 6012 nt
Organism: Aphidius gifuensis
Lineage: Eukaryota; Metazoa; Arthropoda; Insecta; Hymenoptera; Braconidae
Gene: Skeletor
Product: protein Skeletor, isoforms B/C
Exons: 21
Coding region: 2309-5887 (1192 amino acids)
Source: RefSeq, a predicted model, not a curated record
UAUUGAAAAAAAAAACAAAGGUGCUGAUGAAGCUGUAGAUGUCUAAUUGUAAUCUCAUAUUAUAAAAAUAACAAAAAUAACAACAACAAUUGAUGGUAUGAGAAGAUAGAUGCCAAAUAUAUAUUGUGUAAGUACCAUGUUGUUGGUGCUGUCAAAGUAUUAUUUGAUAGACAGUGUAUUUCUGUUUUUUUUUAAUUGUUAAUUAAUAAUGUACAAUGUAUGACACAACAUUGAGUAUAAUUUACAAGUACAAGCUCAUGUUGAUGUUGUUAAUGAUGCACUUGCGUUGAUAGUUUAUAAUCAACGUAUUACAUUUAAUGAUAAUUUGUUGAGUCUAGCUUCAUAAACAAAAAAAUAAUAUAUACAAUGUGUUUUUAUUGUUUAGCAGCUGAUGAGUCUGGAUGUUUUACAUAAAUUCAAUAUGUAUUUUCAUACGAUCGCAUAUCAUGAGGCAGUUCAUCAAACGGAAGAUUUGUGACAGCAACAACAUCAACACCUGGUAGCAUAAAAUGACUUGUGAAUAUAAAAUCAUAUAAUCAAAGACUCUAAAACUAAAUAACGUGUAUUGUCCAUAACUUCAUCCGCGAAAAUCACAUCACGUUGAUAUAUUGUUGAUGCUCAUACAAUUUAAGUCGGUUUGUUUGUUGUUAUUAAACACUCAGUAACCUUAUUUUGAUUAUUUUUGAUUUAAUGUAUGCGAUACAAUACUGAUUGAUAAGACAACGUGGCGUGUUUUAAUAAUUCAUUAAUAACGUGAAAAAAACCAAAUGAAUAUUAGCUUCUUCCCAUUGUUUGAUGUGAUUCGUUCAAUUUUUAUAUUAACAUUACUAAUCAUUCCAAACUUUUUGUUCUAACUGUCGUUGCUGAUCGAGUAAAAGUACAUUUUUCAAUUGUCUCUAAAAAUUUAUCGUGCGUGUCCAACUUGAACUGAUAGAUUAGUUUUAACUUUUCAUGAAUGAAGUUUUGUUAGUAUUAGAGUCCGGGUUAAAAUCAGUAUUAGAGUCAGUGUUGAAAUUUGUAUUAGGGUUAUUUUCUGAUCGAGUGAUCGCGAUAGUUGUGUUCGUAGUGGUGACAACAAAUGAUUCAACUGCUUGAGACGACUUCAAUACAUCUGGACAUUACCCCAAAGAGUUUUUGAGGUUAUAUAUUGCUGUCUCACAGGCUAUUUAAUCGUACAUCUUUCAAGAAUUUUGCAAAGGGCAUUUGAUGAUGACAUGAAUUUUAAUGGGACAAAUCAAUGACACAACAGCUCAACAAUUUCAACUGCAGUAAAGAUGAUAUGAAUUACAUAGAACAAGUCAACAAGGACAACAAUCAACAAUCUACAUCAUCAACUAUAGAAAAGCUUGGACAAUAUUAUGCUGGAGAUGCCAAUCAAAUGACAUCAGGCAUGUGAAAAAUAAUUAUGAGACACAGAGGAUGAUGUGUGUAUCGAUAGGACAAGCUGAUGAUCAUAAAUCAACUGCAGAAAUGUUACUUUCACACAAGGCACGUGUACACGUGCAAGGGAUCUCUCGAUAAAUUGCUGCCGGGCAUUUGUACAAUUGUACGCAGGUCAAGGAGUUCAAGUGAAAGUAUUAAAUAUCAGUAUGGCCUCCAGAUAGAUUGGCAAAAUCGAUAAACAAGAUGUUAAAAAAUAAAAAAAUGAUGAUGAGAUCAUAUUGGAAACACAUAUGGUCUUUCGUUGUAUAUGUUCAGCAACAAUGAUCCUGAGGCUAUGUACCUGGUGUAUGUAUUUUACAAAGUAGGCGCCAUCCAGAAAUUAAUGUAAAUUGUUUUAUAAUUGUUUAUAUAUGUACAAGAAGAAGGCGGUUACUGGAUUGGACACCUCUUGAUUUCCGUGGUGCAUGAUAAUCGUCCUGCAUGCCAGUCGAGCCAUGACAUAGAAAGCACAUUCCUUUAGAAUCAUUGGGAUGAGGCUUUCAACCUAGAUAUUGCAUGAUGCAAACUGUCCCCUUCCACAAAUUUCACGUCUCUUUCUUUUUUUUCAUUUUUGCAAAAUAUAUUUCUGGUCUCAGUCGUCGCGAAUACCAGAAAUAUCGUAAAAUAAUAAAUUUAUAAAAAAAAAAAAAUACUUUGCAAAUAAGAGAAAGGGGGCAAAAAAGAGGGGGAUACGAUAAAAUGAAGAUCUGAAAUUGAGUUGAUGAAAAAAUAGACAGAAGGGGAAAUCAUCAAGUUCUCAUGUUAUUUUAACAUACAAAAUACCUUUCAUGAUAUCAACAACAAACUCAAGUGGGAUUGGUUAAAGAGAAGUUGGCUUGAGACAGUCAGUUGGACACAUUCAAUCGACAGUUUGCAUCAAGACACCAUGAGAAGCCGAUCAUCAUCAUCAUCGACAUCCAGGGGUGGUUACCUUGGUCUAGUCACCUUAUUUCUGCUUCUAGCCACACAUGUUUCCAGUGAAGAAUAUUAUGGAAAAUUAAUUGGCAAAUUAUCAGAGCUUCAUCAUGGAGUUAGUGGUGAAGUUUAUGCUGUUGAUGGUAGAACAUUGUUCAUCAAAGAUUUUACUUAUGACGGUCAAGGACCAGCUGCCUAUUUUUAUGCUGGUAAUUCAAUGACGCCAAUAACAAAUGGAUUUAAAAUACGAGAUGAAAGAGGAAUGUCUGCUCCAUUAAAGAGAUACAGAAAAAAGGGUAUUACAUUGACAUUGCCAGAGAGAAAAACAUUGAAUAAUAUUAAAUGGUUUUCUGUUUGGUGUGAUGAUUUUUCCGUAAACUUUGGAGAUGUUAAAAUACCACGUAACUUUGAUUAUCCAAAACCACAAAAAUUAGCUGGUUUAAAUGGUGUUCAUGGAGUGAGUUCAGAACCGAUAGUUAUAGUUGAUGCACAGACUUUAUUAAUUCCAAGUUUUAGCUAUGAUGGUGAAGCACCAGAUGCCAAAUUUUGGGUUGGAUCUGGAGCAUAUCCAUCACCACAAGGUCAUCGUGUACCUGAUGAAAAUGGAAAAAUAACUCCACUUCGUCGUUAUGAUAGAAAAACAAUUGUAUUGACAUUACCAAAAGAUUUGACAGUCUUUCAACUUGGACAUUUUGGUGUUUGGUGUGAAGCAUUUACUGUUGAUUUUGGACAUGUUAAAAUACCCCAAAGUUUAAAUGUACCACCAUCUCUCAAAAUGCUUGGCGUUUCACCACAGUCAAAACUAAAUUGUGAAGUACUUGAAGACAAUCUGGCAUUUGAAGUAAGAUGGGCCGUGGCCGGAGACAGUAUCGUUUUUCAACUUGUCAGCAAACUUGAUGCCGGACAGUACAUGUCAUUUGGUUUAUCAGCAAAUCCACAACGAAGUGUUAUGAUUGGUGGUGAUAUUGUUGUUGCAUGGGUUGAUAAAGAGACACUUCAAGGAUAUGCUAUUGACUAUUUUCUAGAUGCAAAAUCACAAUGUUCUGGUGGUAGAGGAAGUUGUCCUGAUAUACGUAUUCAGGAAAAUACAAAUUCAAUUCGUUUAUUAAAUGCGGCAAUGGUAAAUGGUUAUAGUAUCGUGACAUAUCAACGACCACUGAUAGCAUCUGACGAACUUGAUCGUCAAAUAUUGACAAAUGGUUCUCAGGCAAUAAUCUGGGGAAUUGGUCCUCUCAACGAAAGAAAUGAGGUCAGCUUUCACACUCAUUAUUUAAAGACAGAUAAAUUUAUUGAAUUUGGACGUGCACCAUCAUGGAACUGUCCAAUGCCUGACACUGAGCCAUCACCAACUCAGACAAUUGAUAAUUUUGAUAAAAUAAGUAAUAGUAAUAGUAAUAGUAACAGUAUAAAUAAUAAUAAUAAUAAUAACAACAAACAAGAUGUUGCAAUAACAACAAGACGACCACCAUCAAGAUUACCAGCAACACCAGCACCUGCUGCAACUAAAGAUGCCUGGGAAAUUCCACCGAUUCAAUGUUAUGAGCCUGAAGAUGGUGUCUUUUAUGCACAGAUGGGUCCAACUGGUGGUAAACAUGGUUAUCCCGCUAUAACUGGACACGUUGGAUGGGGAAUAUCUUGGUAUAUCAAUGGUUUACUUAUACCUGAAAUUAAUGUUAUAAGAGGCAAAACAUAUACGUUUGUUGUUGAGGGUGGUGAUGAUUCAGAAAUACCAGCACGUUAUCAUCCAUUCUACAUAACUGAUGAUUCUGUUGGAGGAUAUCAGCACAAGACACCUGAAGAAAAAGCUAAAGUUAAAAUAUUUGCUGGAGUUCAACGUCAAAGAGGUUCAGUUCGUGCUAUAGGUGUUGGAAGAUUAUGUAACUGGAUACCUGAUGAGGAUCAGCCAUCUGCUGAUGAGUUUUCAUCAUUUGGAGCUUAUCAAAGAACUUUAUCACUCAAGUGUGAUCAUGGUGAGCCUGGAGUUGUCACAUGGACACCCGAUGAAAAUACUCCAGAUACUGUUUACUAUCAGUGCUUUACUCACCGUUUUCUUGGAUGGAAGAUCAAUGUUCUUGACAGCUGUGAUGUUGCUGCUCCUAGUGAAACCCAUGAGAUUUAUGCGAGUGCUCCAUCAAGCCAACAGGAGCCAAGUGAUGAUCUUGAAUCAGCAGGCAGCAUUAACGUUAACACCAAGGUAACACCAGCACCAGAUUUCUACCAGGGCCAACUGGAACAUGAUCGUCAGCAACUCAACUAUGGAAAUAUGAAAACCAUGUAUCCACCUCCAUCAUCAUCAUCAUCAUCAUCAUCUUCAUCAUCUUCAACAUUUUUAUCAGCACCAUCAGCAUCAUUAGCUUCAUCAUCACAACCAGCCACAGUAUAUAUUUUUCCAAAUCGUCAAACAACAGCAGUAGCACCACUACCACAACUACCACCACCAUCAUCACCAGUAGAAAUGAAUAAAUCCCCACCGAUGAUGAUUCUUCGACGACCAGGUAAAAGACCACAAAUUAUUCAACCUGAAGUUAUGUCAUCACCCCCAUUACGUUAUACAGAACGUAAAAAAGUUAUAUAUCGACCAACAAAAAUUCAACCAACAAAUAAAUUUAUAAAAAAUGAUAAACAAAAAUUAUCAACAAAAAUUGAAUCAAAAAUAUCGACAGAUGAUAUUAGUGAUAAUGUUAAACCAGCAAAAAAUACUGGUUUUGAUCCGGAUUCAAUUGUUAUUGAGGGUGGUUUUAAGCCAAUAAUUCGUGCUAUCGAUCGUGAUGAAAAUAUGGCAAGAAGCCAAGAUUAUUUCCAGUCAUACUGGGAUAAUAAUAAUAAUAAUAACGAUAAUAACAUCAAUAAUAAUAAUCAGAAUAAUAAUAGUAAUAAUAAUAAUAAAAAUAGUAAUAAUAAUGAAGAUAAAAAUAUUAAAGAAAAUAAUUUUGAGCCAAUAUAUUCACCCCAAUUACAUUCUGAAAUUAAAAAAUCAAAAAAAAAAGUACAAAGUGGUGGUAAAAUAAAGCAUCAACGUCUUGAUAAUAUUGAUGAUAUGGACAUGGCUGCUGAUGGCUUAGAUGCAUAUUAUUUACCACCAACUGGAAUAAAAAAUGAUAAUAAUAAAAUAAAUAUUGGUACAUUGAUUACAUAUGAUGGUAAAAAAGUAAAGGAUUCAAAUCUUGCAAGAUCAAUACCACCAACAAUUCAAGAUGAUAAUAAAUCACAUGAUGAUAUCCAUAGUUCAAUUAGUUCACACAGUAGACUCACUGAUUUACUAAGUAAAACACCACAAUUUGGUAAAUUUCGUGGUGAAUUACCACCACUAAUAUCAACAGAUAUAAAUACUGAAAAUUUGGCUCAACUUGAUCCACGUGCUACAACAAAACUUAAUGUAAGAACAAAACGAUCAACAAAUGAUCAUUAUAAAAAUUCAACUAAAAAAAAUGAUGACGAUAAUGCUCAUGAUUUUCAUGAAGGAUCAUCAACAUUUGCCAGCACUGGACACAUAUUAUUUACCAAUCUUGAGUAUGUUGCAUUAACAAUCAUCCUGUACUUUGUCCUUUAGAACUUUUUUUUUCUUUUUUUUUUCAUCUUUUAUCUGAUAUUAAUUUUUUUCGUCUUCUUCUCUUUUUUUUUUUUGUUUCUUUUCUUGAAUAUAUCUUGCUAUCGUGCCAAGUCAAUCGAUCCACA